This is a messenger RNA of Plasmodium adleri (nom. inval.), 378 nucleotides long. Its product is annotated as Plasmodium exported protein, unknown function. NCBI's taxonomy places the organism in Eukaryota, Apicomplexa, Aconoidasida, Haemosporida, Plasmodiidae. The coding region runs from base 1 to 378 and encodes 125 amino acids. The transcript has 2 exons. The record is from RefSeq and is a predicted model, not a curated record.
AUGAUAGAACUUAUGAAUUUAUAUUUUAAUGAAAUGGAUAAAUUUCAUCAAAGUGAUAUAUACACAAUUAUUGAAAAAUAUAGUAAAGAAAAAGAAUAUAAUUCUAUUAUGACACCUAUUUUUAAAGAGUUUAUGCAAACACACCGUAUAAGAAUAGUAGGUAUUACCUGUGCAUCUGGUGGUACUGUGGGUUUCGCUAUAAUAGGUGGAGCAAUUGCAUUUUUUUCAUUGCCAUUUCCAGGUUUAUUAUUUUCAAGGGUUAAAAGGACAAAAAAAUUUAAAGAAAAAUAUUGUAUAAUUAAUGGCAUAGAAGAUGACAAGAAGGAUGAUACGAUUGCAAAUACCUCUCAAGAUAAGGUAGAAGAAAAUAUGGGAUAA